Messenger RNA from Metarhizium brunneum ARSEF 3297, 885 nucleotides. RefSeq lists its product as uncharacterized. Lineage: Eukaryota; Fungi; Ascomycota; Sordariomycetes; Hypocreales; Clavicipitaceae. The record is from RefSeq and is a predicted model, not a curated record.
AUGCGUUAUAUGUCGGCUCUCUUCCUAUCCGCCAUCCUCCGCGGUUUUGUUUCAGGGCAAGACGUAGACGAGACAAAACCAGCGCCCCCUGAAGCCGCAGCAUACGAGAUUAGAAUACCCAUUGGCAACAUCUCCUCCCACCCCAGCGGCACUACUCCCCUCGGAUCUUCAGGAAUCUUCGACGUCCUCACGUCGAAAUCGUGGUCCCGCAACUCCAACCUAGCCGCGCAGUACUACCAAGACGGCACCGUCCACAACUGGCUGCGAAACGAAGAGAAGCCCAAAAUGUCCAUCAUCAAAGUAUGCGGCAAUUACUUCUACGCCCCCAACAUCUACUGGAAAGGCGGCCUCACCGGAAAGCACCUGCACCAGGACAACAAGCGCAACCAGAAGCAGUUCUACGCGGGCGUCACCCAGGCCACCCACGAAGUCAACGGCGAGUUUGUCACGCGCGACAAGCCCAUCGAGAUCAUGACGGAGAGGACCAGCUCCGCGUGCGGCUCCAUCAGCUUCUCGUGGAAGAGCAAGGGAAACUGGGGCAGACUGGGCGACAUCAUGGACCACUUUCUGAGGAUUUGGUUCGCGCCCCAGGAUACUUGUGCCGUGUCGCCCUCACACGGCGGCGGCAAUGGGCUGCUGUGCGCGCUGCCGUGUGACCCUAUUAGCCCGAUGUGGUUCCAGUCGACGAAUCUUUAUGUGAGGCAGACGAGGUGGGUGAAUGGCAAGCAAUUGUACUCGAGUGUGUACAAGCUGCGCGGGCAGUUUAAUAGCGGUGACGGCAAUGGCGGCUUGAAAAACCCGACUUGGCUGAAUGCGCAGUGCGAUGGGGAUAGGUUGUACUUUAAGGAUACUCCCAACGAUGCUACGUAUGUGGUAUUUUGGUAG